CCUCCGAGGCGCGCGGAUGUUUUCCCUUACAACAAUGUCAUAGUACAUUCCUAUUACGAUAUCUAUAUUUUUCCCCUUCUCUAUACGUAUCAUCUAUUUCUAAUGUAAUUUUCGGUGCUCAAUUAAAGUAAAGAUAAAUAAAUAUAUUUUAUAUACAGAGUUUUUGUUAUGGAAAAGUCAUUUAGUAGAGCUUAGGGUAUAUAUUAGUAGGAAGUGAUAGAAGCGGCAACAUGAACUUCAUAGGCGCAGUCGGCGGAGACGGCGAUGACAGCGACGAUAAGGAAAAGGAAGAAGAAGCCGAACGUGAGCGGCAAGAGGCCAUCCGCGAGGCUGAGGAGCGGCGCAAGGAGAAGCACCGCAAGAUGGAGGAAGAGCGAGAGAAGAUGCGCCAGGAGAUCAGGGAUAAGUACAAAAUCCCGAAAAAAGAGGAGGUGGUUGAGCAACAGCAGGCCGAGCCCGACAACCCGCUGAUGAGGAAGAAGAAGACGCCAGAGGAACUCGCUGCUGAGGCUGAACUCGAAGACCAAGAUGAGUUCACUAAAUUGAAAAACACCAUCGAAAACCAAGUAAACGAACUCAAAUCCCAAAUCGAGAGCAAGUGCGUGAUGCAGUGAGCUGCCGACGACGCUUCUCAUCAUUAUAUACCCUGAAUACAUGAUGUAGCUGUACUAACACAACCCGAGACCUCCCGACUUGACGACACACUCAACAUUGAUCGUCUAGAAGACUAACGUGCUUGCGUCAUCAACAGCGUCUUAGUAAACACCAUCUAAUAUCUCUCUGUCGCUCAAUAUAAACUUGUAGCUAUGAUUUACAAAGACAUAAAGAAUACGUGUCUUGCUGUCUGAAAACGGAACAGCAAUUUAUGGGCUCACUAUGAGAAUUUGCGACACAGUUUUUGCCGUUAGCUCUAGGUUCUUCUAGACUAUCUAUGUGCGAGUAUUGUCCGAGAACAGUGAAACAUAGACAGAACUUAAAUUAGCUUUCGUUCGAAAUGUGUUUGCGCAUUGGUGCUUGAUGAUAAGCAAUAUUUUUAUACACGACGUGUAAGCCGAGUACAAUUUGUUCAUACGGUUCAAACGUAAACAGGGCCAAGCGAUGGGCGGACGUUUAAAUCCAUUUUAUAUGUUGAUGCUUUGUGAUAAAAAAAUUGUUGUUAUUUAAGUGUAAAAACGAAUAUAAAUACAUAAAAAAUGGGUGUAAUUUAUUUAAAAAAAGAAUUCUUGUAUUAUAAGUCUGUGGCUCGCGCGUAGUUCGACUCUAGGCCUGAAAUGGCGCCAAACAGAAUCUAUUCUCGUUAUUCGUAUGAUAUUUGUUUCAUCCAAAUUCCGCGGGCUUCGUCGAACGCUUGUGCUCUCUCUCUCUCUCUUUCUCUCUCGUUCUAACUCUCCCUACUCUGUACUGAAAUUUCAAUAUCUUGAUAAUCUUUUGCAUGCGUGCUUCUGUAUUCGUGUCAGUGGUAGAUGUAUUUUACAAGACCUUAGCCUUAAUACCCACAUCGAACAUAAAAUAGGUGAAUACAUAAAUUGUUAUGCAAAAGCGUAUCUGACACGUCAGACUCGCGAUUGUUGUCCAAAUGUCUUGCGUGUGUUUCUUAAAUGAUAAGUAAAGUUUUUAGUGUAAUGUUAUGACGUAGAUUAUAAACAUAUUUCACGUUGUUUAAUAGUUAAACGCGUUGUAGAGUAGACCCGUUGGUUUCUAUAAUCUAAUCGUUUUAUCGCUUAGGUGUAAAUUUGAAACACAAUUGUGCGAGCAAUGAUGCAUAGAUCGCGGCAUCUGGGUCUGGUGGAUGUCAAACACAUUGACAGAACAGGAAAAUAGCGUUGAUAGCCUACCUAAAUGUCUAUACCUAAAUCACCAACGCUGUAAUUAACUCACAAACAGAAUAUCGGUACAGUAAAAAUACUUAUUCCAUGGUUAUGUCUAUUUCUACCACGAGACGACCUCUGGUUUUCGAAGAAAGUAUAGCUAACAUACCUUAAAGUGGGGUACACAAUGGUCCCCUCUCCACCAAAUCUCUGACAUCCACAUCAACAUUGUUGGUCUUAGUAUUAAAGAAGGUCUCUAAAUUGUUCUGACAAUUGUGUCCAAGAUAUAAAAAGCUGCAUUUGCAAAAGAUUCGUUAUCGUCAAAAGCUGUGAUAUAUGAAUAUAAAUAAAUAAAUAAAACGUUUCGUCUAAAGCGGUGUACCCGCGGACGUUUUCUUCUUAAGCUUGUCUAUCUAUCUCUUUCUCUCGAUCUUACCUUCUCUGUCUACACGAGUUCAGCACAUCAUGUAUUUCCCAUCUUACUGAUUUCAUCGCUCGCUUUAACAAAUCACAGUUAUACCUCCAGAAUUCUAAAUAACUGUAAAUACAAAUAUUUAUUUCCGAUCACCUUAUUAAAAAGUAGGUAUAUGUUUUUGAUAUAGGAUAAAUGUUUUGGCAGUUUGUAAAUCUGACAGUUGACAGUUCGUAUACUUUAAUUGACUUCUGUAAUCUGUAAUCUGCACGCUAUCAUAGAUACAUCGCAUCAGCACACACGAUCACUAAGACGACAGCGAAGUCGUUGAGUCCGUACACUUACUUCUAUUACACUAUAUUAAUUAUUAAGUGAUCCACUUAACGUGUGACUUAGUCUAGGUUUAACAAUAUAUAAAUAUAUAGAAGUACGGUAUUGUGCAUGGCAAUUUUAGCUGAUGGUUGUUCGUAGUUCGAAUACAAUAAUAGUUAAUAAGAUUCGAAAAUAUUACACGACCAAUAAUAUUCGAUUGAACGAAUCCACAUAAUUUUCACAUAACGCCUUAGAUUUCUCUUCGCGUUUUGCCAACAAGAAAUUCAUCCAUUAAAAUAUGUAUCACAAGCACUAUCUUUGUGGUGGCUUCGGAUACCGCUCUGUGUUACUAAAACGGAGAUUUCGAUUGAUGAUCCUAAUUCAAAAUAUGAAAAUAUCCAUAGCGCGCCAUGAUGCAGCCUCUUUAUUAAAUGGAUGGAUUUCAUCUGCUUGUCUUGGGUGUACUAUAUGCCCGUCGCAAUUACUCGUAGCUAUUUCUAUAAAACUAUCCUAAACUUUUAUCUAAUAUCUUUGAUCUCUAAGUAGUUUAGCCUGCCCCUUCGUUGUUGACUCAUAGUAGACUUAGGGAUUUUAGAAGAACAUAUUUUCAUAAAGUAUAGUCAUGAGAGUUAACAGAAGGCGUAAUUGUGUCACUGAUUUGAUAAUAACCGUUUAUUAUUUUAUUUGUACGCAUGUAAGUGCCAUUGCUCUUGGGAAACGUGUCGUUGUCUGUUUAUCAUUGUUUUGGCGUUAAGUUAUUGUUGUUAGCUUUGAAUGUCUGUUAUAUAGUUGUAACUAGUAACACAGGGUUGCUUUACAGCGCAAUGUUAAAAUGGAAUUUGGGUGAUAUCAAAUCGCGCGCUAAUUAAAAUAGCAUAACAUAUUGAACCGUAAGCUCUAUUGCAAUAAAGCUUUUUCUUUAUCUCGAUAAAAAACACAUAUUUUUUGUCGACGGUGAUACUAUUUAGAACUGUGUACAAAUGUUUGACUUACAAACAUACUUGGGUUUUAGAUUUAGCGUUGCACGUCUCUGUCUGCGUUUAGAAGUGAACGGAAACAAUCAAACAUCAACAAUAUGACCGAUAAAUAGGUUUGACAAAAAAAAAAGGUUGCGUGUACUUAUGUAGGCGCGUAAGAAGUUAUACUUUAUUUUUAUUAAAUUUAUUUCUUUUAUUUUUAAUAUUAA
Molecule: messenger RNA, 3718 nt
Organism: Bombyx mandarina (wild silkworm)
Lineage: Eukaryota; Metazoa; Arthropoda; Insecta; Lepidoptera; Bombycidae
Gene: cpx
Product: synaptic transmission protein complexin
Biological process (GO): regulation of neurotransmitter secretion; synaptic vesicle exocytosis; neurotransmitter transport
Cellular component (GO): terminal bouton; SNARE complex
Molecular function (GO): syntaxin binding
Source: RefSeq, a predicted model, not a curated record